AUGCCACGUCCACGUAUGGAACUAGAGCGAGAACUAGAACGAGAAGUUGACGGGCUACGAACCACCUUCAAAGAUGUAUGCGACAGAGUAACACGAAACGAAGAAGUCAUAUCCAAAGUUUGGUACGCUGGGGACAUUCAAAAACUUUAUAGCAAAUGUUCCAAGUUAAGUCACAUAGAUCCUCAAGACCAAGACGAAGCGACCCGACGCUGGUUCCUUGAUUGCUAUGAGCAGCUAGAAGAAAUCACUAUAAGAUGCGCCGAGUACAAGGCGGCGUAUGCGCAAUGUGUCUAUGCGCUGUUGAGAAUCAUACGUAAAUGUAGAAAUGGUGGGUAUUCAAGGCGGGAAAUAUACAAGAUGCAGGAGGAAAGACUUGUGGGAUUUAAGAAAGAUACUAAGGCGAAGAUUCGCGCUAUAAAAUCAACUAUUAUAGAAGCGCAGCAGAAGCUCCAGGAAAUCAGGCCGUGGAUCAUACCACAGUGCUAG
This is a messenger RNA of Orbilia oligospora ATCC 24927, 486 nucleotides long. RefSeq lists its product as uncharacterized. NCBI's taxonomy places the organism in Eukaryota, Fungi, Ascomycota, Orbiliomycetes, Orbiliales, Orbiliaceae. The transcript has a single exon. Bases 1 to 486 code for a protein of 161 amino acids. The record is from RefSeq and is a predicted model, not a curated record.